AGUUAACAUCAGAUCUUGUUGACCAGCAUAUGGGAUAUCUCUCCGUGGCAGGUCAGUUCUCCAGCCUUCUCUGAGCAAAGCCACAGGUGAAAGUCUGCAUGGUAGGAGCGGUCCCAGAAGAAGUGGAGGACCUGGGCAGUGAAUGUGAGCCACAGGCACUGUAGGACAGAAAGGACCUUAGAUCCCAAUCUAAGAAAUGGACGAAUUUGACAAUGGUCACACGGUUGCUUAUAACACUGGAACUAGAACCAGUCUCUUGAUGCCCAGACAUCACACUUUCAUUAUACAAACCUCCAAGAUAAAUCCCAAAGGGAUUAACCUACAACUGAAGCUCUCCCCCUGGUGUGCCAAAGUCCGGACAUUUACUGAUAUUUUUUUGGUUUCCUGACACUAAACACAGAACAGUUCAUUUUCCCCACAGGGAAAUCAUUACUUCACAAAAAACACUUAGCAAAUCUCUACUCAUUUAUUCAUUCUUUUGUUCUUCGCAUUGUGCAGUGUGCUGAGGACUUAGAGAAAGACAACCAUCCCCACCCUCGUGGAGUCUGACGUAUGGUGGAGGCCCAUCAUUCAUGGGAGAUGGAAGGGUCAGAUAUGUAAAGCACGGGGACCUGUUGGAGCUCAGAGGUCCAACGGGCGCUCCUCCAAGCGGAGCCUUGGAGGGCAAGGCCGGCACCAUUACCUCCAACGAGUGGAGCCCUCCUAACUCCCCUGAGGGGAGCAACGUCUCUGGGGGCAGCCAGGCAUUGGACAAGCCCAUCGACAAUGAUGCGGAGGGUGUAUGGAGUCCGGACAUCGAGCAGAGCUUCCAGGAGGCCCUGGCCAUCUACCCGCCUUGCGGCCGCCGCAAAAUCAUCCUCUCGGAUGAGGGCAAGAUGUACGGUCGGAAUGAGCUGAUUGCCCGCUACAUCAAGCUCCGGACAGGCAAGACCCGCACCAGGAAGCAGGUCUCCAGCCACAUCCAGGUGCUGGCCCGUCGCAAAGCCCGCGAGAUCCAGGCCAAGCUAAAGGACCAGGCAGCUAAGGACAAGGCCCUGCAGAGCAUGGCUCCCAUGUCGCCCGCCCAGGCCAUCUCCGCCACAGCCUUCCACAGUAAAAUGGCCCUCGCCCGGGGCCCAGGCCACCCAGCAGUCUCAGGGUUUUGGCAAGGAGCUUUGCCGGGCCAAGCUGGAACAUCCCAUGAUGUGAAACCUUUCUCUCAACAAACCUACGCUGUCCAGUCUUCGCUGCCUCUGCCAGAGGCUGAGGCGUGGACCCGUCCCCAUGUGCCUUUCCUGCUGCAUGCAGGGUUUGAGUCUCCUACAGGACCCGCCCCAUCGCCCUCAGCGCCCCCGGCACCCCCAUGGCAGGGCCGCAGUGUGGCCAGCUCCAAGCUCUGGAUGUUGGAGUUCUCUGCCUUCCUGGAGCAGCAGCAGGACCCUGAUACGUAUAACAAGCACCUGUUUGUACACAUUGGCCAGUCAAGCCCAAGCUACAGUGACCCCUACCUCGAAGCCGUGGACAUCCGCCAGAUCUAUGACAAAUUCCCAGAGAAAAAGGGGGGACUCAAGGAGCUCUUUGAACGGGGACCUUCCAAUGCCUUUUUUCUUGUGAAAUUCUGGGCAGACCUCAACACCAACAUCGAGGAUGAAGGCAGCUCCUUCUACGGAGUCUCCAGCCAAUAUGAGAGUCCGGAGAACAUGAUAAUCACUUGCUCCACCAAGGUCUGCUCCUUUGGCAAGCAGGUGGUAGAGAAAGUGGAGACCGAGUAUGCCCGCUAUGAGAAUGGCCACUACUCAUACCGCAUUCAUCGGUCCCCACUCUGCGAGUACAUGAUCAAUUUCAUCCAUAAGCUGAAGCACCUGCCCGAGAAAUACAUGAUGAACAGCGUGCUGGAGAACUUCACCAUCCUGCAGGUGGUCACCAACAGAGACACGCAGGAGACCUUGCUGUGCGUUGCUUAUGUCUUUGAGGUGUCAGCCAGCGAGCACGGGGCUCAGCACCAUAUCUACCGGCUGGUGAAAGAAUAAGAGACUCAGGGAGCAGGGAGGGGGGAAGUGACAUCGUGUGUGCAGGGACAUGGGGAGGGGAUCUGUGGGGGCGGCCCCUGAAGUGCCAGGAGAGCUGAGAGGUCAUGACUCUUCCUAUCCAGGAACAAACUGUGCCUGAACCUGCAAUGCCCAAUCCCAAAUAAACCCAAGAUGGUGUGUAUUUUCAGAGGA
Molecule: messenger RNA, 2201 nt
Organism: Herpailurus yagouaroundi (jaguarundi)
Lineage: Eukaryota; Metazoa; Chordata; Mammalia; Carnivora; Felidae
Gene: TEAD4
Product: TEA domain transcription factor 4
Exons: 12
Coding region: 573-2009 (478 amino acids)
Biological process (GO): hippo signaling; embryonic organ development; DNA-templated transcription
Cellular component (GO): transcription regulator complex
Molecular function (GO): RNA polymerase II cis-regulatory region sequence-specific DNA binding; DNA-binding transcription factor activity, RNA polymerase II-specific
Source: RefSeq, a predicted model, not a curated record